AUUAAUGGUUUUGUGACAGAUACGCAUGUGGAUCUAAAUAAUAGAUUGACAUUAAUGAUUCCUGACACACUAUACUUUCGCAAUUCUUGCUACAGAUACAUAAGUAGUUGUAUAAAGAAUGGAGAAUUGUCUAUAGCAUGCUAUACCGCAGUCUUUCGGAGAAAUUGAGGCGAGUAAUCAUGCUAGAAAAUUUUUUACGAGAGUACAAUACCAACCGCAUACUGUUGUCGGCCACAGGUCUCUGGCCGUUUCAAAAUAAGCUCGUGAAAAAUUUAUUAUGGACUUUCUGCUUCUUGGUCGAAAUAAGUUAUUAUCCAUUCGAGAUGUUGCUAUUGUACGAUCAUCUGGAUAAUGCACAAUUGGUUUUUGACGGUUGCUUUCAAAUUUUAGGCUCGACACAUUUCAUCGCAAGGCACUUAAAUGGUGUCUUUAAUUUUGAUAAAUUGCGAUGGAUAUAUGAAACUAUAGACGAGCAUUGGAAUAUAUUUACGAAUGAUAUAGAAGUUCAAGUCAUGAAAGAAUAUUCUAUGUCGUCGCGAAAAUUUGUGAAAUAUUAUUCAAUACUAUUCUUUUUCACGUUAUGGGUGGUUUGUGUAUUAGCGCCGUUAUCACCGAUAUUCCUAGACGUCAUAAUGCCUCUUAAUGAAUCACGUACGCGAUUUUUUUUGGUCGAAGUUGAAUUCAGAGUGAAUAAACAAGAUUAUUUUAUACCAAUUUUUUGUUACACUACCAUUGUACUCAUGGUCGGUAUGACCAUCAUGGUGGGUGUUGAUGCAACGCAUAUCGUAUGCACUGCACACGCAUGCAGUUUGUUUGCGGCUAUCAGUAAGCAAAUUGAAAAUAUAUUUUCAAAAGCCAGUAAUAGUAAAAAAAUCGAUAAAAGUGGAUAUAACAUGAAUAUAGAACUUGAUUCAUCAAGCGAGGAAAUAAUAUACCGCGAAUAUAUAUUAUGUUUAAAGAAACAUCAACUUGCUAUAAAAUUUGUAAACGUAUUAGAAUCAUCAUAUCAAGAGCUUUCGUUUCUUUUGUUACUAUUGAUUAUUGCAACUUUAAGUUUAGUGGGAAUUCGAAUUAUCCAUGUAUUACACAAAAUCAAUGAAUUAAUGAAAUUUGCAUGUAUAAUUGUUGAAGUAUUAGUGGCUCUGAUGAUCGUGAAUUACUCUGGUCAGAGAUUAAUGGACGAAAGUCAGAAUCUAUUCUACCGAGCAUACGCGACAGAAUGGUACAAUUUCUCGCCUAGAUUAAAAUCUUUAAUGAUAAUAACUCUUUACAGAAGUAAUGUACCAUGCGGAUUAAAAGCAGGUAAUAUGAUCCCAUUAUCUAUUACCACUUAUGCGGCGGUAGUACGAAUGGCCAUGUCCUACUUCACAGCGUUUAUGUCAAUUCAAGAUUGAUGAAUGAAUUUUUACUUAGUUUUUCACUAAUUAAUUGUCGUUUAAUAUGUUACAAUGUUAAUAAAUAGUAAAAAAAAUUUAUGUUAUUUAUCCCACAAUAAAAU
This is a messenger RNA of Wasmannia auropunctata (little fire ant), 1498 nucleotides long. RefSeq lists its product as uncharacterized. NCBI's taxonomy places the organism in Eukaryota, Metazoa, Arthropoda, Insecta, Hymenoptera, Formicidae. The record is from RefSeq and is a predicted model, not a curated record. Gene Ontology annotation, molecular function: odorant binding; olfactory receptor activity. The coding region runs from base 138 to 1394 and encodes 418 amino acids. Gene Ontology annotation, biological process: detection of chemical stimulus involved in sensory perception of smell; sensory perception of smell. The transcript is spliced from 9 exons. Gene Ontology annotation, cellular component: plasma membrane.